Molecule: messenger RNA, 2937 nt
Organism: Carassius carassius (crucian carp)
Lineage: Eukaryota; Metazoa; Chordata; Actinopteri; Cypriniformes; Cyprinidae
Gene: myo3b
Product: myosin IIIB
Exons: 26
Coding region: 1-2937 (978 amino acids)
Cellular component (GO): myosin complex
Molecular function (GO): cytoskeletal motor activity; protein binding; ATP binding
Source: RefSeq, a predicted model, not a curated record
AUGGUUCUUCCUUUGUUAAAAGGGGGUGACCCUCAUGAACUGGAUAACUAUCGUCCUAUUUCAAGGCAUGAGCGGAUCAAUACUCGCAAAACCCUGAUCAUUGAGAGCUGUCCUGAUGAUGAUCUGGUGAACCUAGAGGUUUUAGAUGAGGAAACAAUCAUUGCACAUCUUCAGAGGCGAUAUCAGGAUCUACAGAUCUACACAUAUGUUGGUGACAUCCUCAUAGCACUCAACCCUUUCCAGAACCUCAACAUCUACUCUCCACAGUUCUCAAAGCUCUAUCAUGGGAUGAAACGCUCCACUAACCCCCCGCACAUCUUUGCCACUGCUGAUGCAGCCUAUCAGAGCAUGGUCACCCUCUGCAAAGACCAGUGUAUAAUCAUUAGUGGAGAAAGUGGAGCCGGUAAAACUGAGAGUGCCCACCUCAUCGUCCAACAUCUCACAUUUCUGGGCAAGGCUAAUAAUCGAACGCUCCGUGAGAAGAUUCUUCAAGUGAAUCCCCUGGUGGAGGCAUUUGGGAAUGCGUGCACGGCCAUCAACGAUAACUCUAGCCGCUUCGGGAAGUACCUGGAGAUGAAGUUCACACCUACAGGGGCGGUGAUGGGUGCUAAGAUCUCUGAGUAUCUUCUGGAGAAAUCAAGAGUCAUCAAACAGGCCAUGGGCGAGAAAAACUUCCACAUAUUUUACUACAUCUAUGCUGGUCUUUACCAUCAAGACAACCUCAAGAAAUACAGGCUACCCAACAAAACUGCCCCCAGAUACAUUGAUUGUGUUAAUGGUAAGGUAAUGCAGGACAUCAUCUCCAGCAAACUCUACAAGGAGCAAUUUGAUGCCAUUCAGGACUGUUUCCGUAUCAUAGGAUUUACUGAAGAGGAAGUGAAUUCUGUGUAUAGAAUUCUAUCAGCCAUUUUAAACACAGGAAAUAUUGAGUUCACAUCCACCAGCUCUCAACAUCAGAGCGACAAGAGUGAGGUGCCUGACUCUAAGGCCUUAGACAAUGCGGCUGCUCUGCUCAGUAUCGGCUCUGAGGAGCUUCAGGAAGCUCUGACCUCCCACUGUGUGGUAACUCGAGGAGAAACCAUCAUUCGCACCAAUACCGUGGACAAGGCCACUGAUGUGAGAGACGCCAUGUCUAAAGCCCUGUACGGACGCCUCUUCAGCUGGAUAGUGAACCGCAUCAAUGCACUGCUGCAGCCGGACACGAACAUCUGUGCGGCUGAGAGUGGAAUGAACGUGGGGAUUUUGGACAUCUUUGGUUUCGAAAACUUCAAGAAGAACUCAUUUGAGCAGCUGUGUAUCAACAUCGCUAAUGAACAGAUCCAGUUCUACUUCAAUCAACACAUCUUUGCCCUGGAACAGAUCGAGUAUCAGAGCGAGGGUGUAGAUGCCAGUCUGGUGCAAUAUGAGGACAACAGGCCCAUUCUGGACAUGUUUCUUCAGAAGCCCAUGGGUUUGCUGUCUCUGCUGGAUGAGGAGAGCCGGUUCCCACAGGCCACCGACCAAACACUUGUCGAUAAGUUUCAGGAUAACCUGAGAAACAAGUACUUCUGGACGCCCAAGCGUGUGGAGCUUUGCUUCGGGAUCCAGCAUUAUGCUGGCAAGGUGUUGUAUAAUGUCAGUGGUUUUCUGGAGAAGAACCGGGACACUCUUCCUGCAGACAUUAUGGUGGUUUUGAGGACGUCAGAGAACAAACUUCUUCAGCAGCUGUUUUCCAGCCCUCUGACUAAAACAGGUAACCUGGCCACAUCCAGGGCAAGAGUGACAGCAGCAUCCAGAUCUCUGCCUCCACAGCUCAACAGUGGGAGAAAUAAGGUGGACACCAUGGAGAUGAUGCGUCACCCAGAGGAAACCACUAACAUGAGGAGACAGACAGUGGCGUCUUAUUUCAGGUACUCUCUCAUGGACCUGCUUUCUAAGAUGGUGGUGGGAACGCCUCAUUUCGUCCGCUGUAUCAAACCCAAUGAUGACCGGCAGGCUCUGCGCUUCAAUAAGGAGCGCGUGAUGGUUCAGCUGCGUUACACCGGCAUCCUAGAGACUGUCAGCAUCCGCCGGCAGGGCUAUUCUCACCGGAUACUCAUCGAGGAGUUUGUUAACAGGUAUUAUUAUCUGGCCUUUCGUGCCCAUCAGAUGCCAGAGGGCAGCAGAGAGAACGCCAUCACUAUACUGCAGAAAGCCAAACUAGACAACUGGGUUCUGGGCAAGACCAAGGUGUUUCUGAAGUACUAUCACGUGGAGCAGCUCAAUCUGAUGUUGCGGGAGGUGAUUGCGCGGGUGGUGUUGAUGCAGGCCUACACCAAGGGCUGGCUGGGAGCUCGGCGGUACCGGAGAGAGAGAGAGAAACGCAACAACGGGGCGAUUAUUAUUCAGUCAGCCUGGAGGGGUUAUGUGGCCCGUCAGAAUCUGAAGCAGAUAAAGAGAGAGCGUGCGCAGGCUGCUGUACGGAUCCAGUCAGCAUACAGAGGCUACAGAGUCAGGAAAGACUACAAACAGACUGGGACUGGACAACCCACACCUGAAAGAAGAUUUUCCACCAAUUACCUCCCAGUUGAAGAGGUUGUCUCUGUCAGCAGAGAGGACAGCUCCGGUGACGUGUCUGUGCUGAAGACAGACAAACGGAGUUACAGCAGAAAGAGAGACGGGCUGCAGGAGCAGGGUCCAAUGGUGAAGCUGCAUCACCGUUCCCCUCGGCGAAGAGGACAGCAGCCCAAGCUCCUAAACAGCCCGGAAGACAGUCUUUAUUACAACCAUCUCAAUAGAAGUCUGGAUUAUCAGGGGAGCAAGAGGAAACCCAGAAAACUGGGGCAGAUCAAGCUUCUGGAUGGAGAGGAUGAAUAUUAUCAAUUACUGUCUGUCCCUGAGGAUGAGGUUUUAUCUGACCCCUCCCCAAACCCUAAGAAUGCCACGCCCACUGGCCCUCCUGCUAUCUCAUCCAGAUGA